GGAGAGAGCUUGACUGGCUCGGACUCGCGCGCAGGAGGCCUGAUGGAGACUGUGGUGGUGAAGAUGAUGGCGAGCGUGACUCAAACCGCUCUCGCUGCGCUUUUUCACGAACAAUGACUCCAAAGUCGGCAGUGAUGGCGGGUAUAAAUUCUGCUCGUCCAGCUGACGCGAUGAUUUCUUCAAGCCGUUCAAGGUCUGCCAACCAUAAACCGGCCCAGGACGAGGAGGGAAGCCCAUUUGGCUGUCUCUCAUCAAGUAAACUUUGUAAGGUAGUUAACAGUUGCAGCCUUCGCUCUGAUCUAAACUCGGCAUUCAAGCCGCCUUGGGUCGCCAUGGCCACGUUCAAUAAUAGUAUUAAUUCAACGAACAAUUACGGGAUAGAAGUGACAAGAGGGUUAAAGAGAGGGACCUGAUCUCGGGAGAAGGGGUCAACAGACACAAGAGUUUGUACGAGGACAAGUAGUAACUUGUAGGGCCAGAGCGCGGUUACGGGCAUGUUGUAGUCAAGAUAUAAAUAACUAGUUAGGUUAUAGUUUAUCGCUGAUCCUUGCAAAGGUGCGAUUAGUUAGCCGAAGUGUGGACCACGUGAUACAGUCACCUGACGUUGACCGCACCUGGGCAGGCCUCAGCAGGCAAGGUUGAAGGUAUAAGAAUUCUAUAUAAAGAGUAAGAAGGUAAAAAGGAGAUAGGUGUAAGAGGUAAGAAAUAGAAUAAGGUGAGGUGUGGCCUAGGAGUACCCAGAUAGAAUAGAGAAUUUUACCCUAUGAAUACAUUACUCUGUGUACCUAGUUAGGCGAGUGAACACGGGCAUAUAGGUAGGUAGAUCCCUCAAAGGGUGGCAUUUCAGCAAUUAGGCAGUUCCACGGUAAUAAUACAAUUAACAAGAAGCACAUUGCAAUCAUCCUAAUUUAAAUCUCCAAGUUCCUGCACAAGCAUCUGGCUACGCUCGUCAUUGUCAUCUUGACCAGGUUCAGACUCAUUCUCAGCAGCCGGGGUUGCAGGUUGGGGCGCCGGGCAACGCCGACUGUUAUCCAGCCAAUUAUACUUCUUCAUACGCAUACGGUUCAAGGCAGAAACAGCAGGCUUUGCGGUUACUGGUUUUUCGGCAGUAAGAUCGAUCCUUGCAGGCUCUGAGGCCACUGUUGUAGGCUUGGAUGUUCCUUGAUGAGAAGCAAGGUUUGCUGCCGUAGCCUUGGAGGCUACAGCGAUUGCGGCAUGAUACUGCGUGAGGAGGUUGAGGUGGGCAGCUUCAAGGUUCCGAAACUUGUUGCGCCAGAGUUCCGCAUCAGCUGUGGCUUCUUCAAUUGCCUUGUUUUUGAAAGUUAUCGACCGUUUCAGGAGGGUACAUUCUUCCCUCAUCUGUUGUGCCUUUGACUUUCCAGUAACAGGGUCAAUGUCCCCCCACUGCGCAGAAAACCAUGCAAUUUUAUCCCGCUCAUAUCUCAUCCUAUGCGCUAUCCUGCGGUAUUGGUUGAUUCUGUGGUUAACUGUGCUGUCUGCUACUUCAACACACUUGACGUGAGCGACUGGAGUCGACGGUAGAUAGCCUAGUGGUCCACCCAUGCGAGGAUAGGGUGAAAUAUAUUUCUCUGCAUUGCGGUGCGUAGUGAAAACCUGUCUGUACAUGGAAUUGAGUAGAUCUUGGCUUCCGAUAUUGUUGUAUUUUUUUAUAAUUUCUGAUACUGGUUUUCGUACCCACGGCUUGAGAAAGACUGGCUCGGCACCCGGAGGGGAUUCUGGGGGCGAUAGGAUCGAGGAGAAGACAGUAUGACAGGGCCUUCCAGGAAGAGACAACGGUUGAUGGAUUGGAACUGGCGGCGGAACGGGUUCACCGGGAACUUCAACAUCGUCAAACAAAGAGUCAACUGAUGAUUCACGUUCUCUUCGAGAAUUAUCAUCAGGAAUACAUUGCGUGGGUGGCGAACGCAGGGCACGUUCCACAGUUAUAGCUUGCGAUACAUUCUCCUGCUCAUAUGAGCGGCCCGUACGUUGAAGUAGAGCAAGAUGUGACCCAUUGUGAGAGGAAGCUAUUGAGCCGUCGCUAGAGUGACAGGAAGUAGCAUCGCAGAGGGUCGAAGGACUUGCAAUUCGAAUGGUUCCAGGAGUAUUGGAGGGUGAUUUGCACAGUCUUUUAGAAGUUUCACAGGUGUCGUCGGUACGGGCAUUCGUGGCAUCAUCUAUGCAAUCAAAAGACCUUUUCAGCACAUGCUUACCAUCAUCCAGUCCCGCUGUUAAGGCGCCCGUGUGUUCGUCGAGUGACGGUUGGUAACCGUGAGUUUCCGUAUUUUCCGCCGCUGGGAUUGUGUUGCCGUUCAGCGUAGUAUCGUGUUGUAGUAGGCUACCAUCGACAUUAUCGUUGCCUCCGUUUGAGGCUGUGAGUCUGUCCAAGGCAUCCUGAAAAUCACUUCCAUCACCGAAAAGACCCAGAUCAGAGAGUGAGUCAAGUCCCUCAGUAACGUAUGGUUCAGCCGGAAACCCCCACAAGUGCUGCAGCUGUGGUUCAAUUAAAUGUGUAAGCUCUUGGCCUUGAUUCAUAGCUGGCUGAGAGUUGGGAGAGUUUUCUGUCCGCAGCUCAUGAGGGCUUUGGAUAGGAGAAAAACAGCAAGGAAGUGUCUGUAAAGAAGCAUAAAUACCUUCUGAUGGCGAGGACUGCAUCGUGUUCAUAACACGGUGCAAUCCUGCUGUGGCUUUUGAUGCUAUUCAAUCCGUCACAAGGACUAAUAGAUCAGUCAAAAGGAGAAACAACAACCCCUCUCCGAGCCUGUAGCCGUAACUUAACAAGUCUGUAAGGGAAGCAAGAUUCGAGACCAGUCCAAGCGGUCACUACUAAUAGCCCCUGCUGUCCACUUGUUAUGUUGCUCGGUCUAGCUGGUUGGUGUGGUUGAAGUUGUUGAUGUUAAUGUCGUGGAAGUCAAAGUUGAGUUCUGUCAAUUUUUGUCCAGCAGAUAGUCACAUGACCAAUGACCCUUGCGGUUACAUAAUACGUCGAUUUAACUCGAACCUUUAUUUAUGGGCGUCGAAGGGAUAUUUACGGCCAAUAACUCGCCAUAUAGCAAUGAAAUAGACUGUUUUUUUGGAUGAUAAUAUAGAGUUAUGGAAGUUCUAUUUACGGAUAAAUGUCUUUGGAAUUUUAAAUAUUUAUCACACCUAGAUAUCCAGGAUAGAUAAUAUGAUGCCGGGUCCGAUUGAAUUGAGCGGCAAAAUAUUUCUCCGACUUCAGUCAACGCUCGGGCCACCUGCAGUAUAUCGAGAUUCUUCCACGAGAAACCAAGAAGAAAUAUAGAAAGCUCUUGAUGAACAGAGAGCUGUGAAGAAAGGAGAAAGCAUAAGGAAGAAGGGUUUCCAAACAAGAACUGAGCUGUGAUGAGCUUACUCCAGCUAAGAAAAUAACAACUGAAGGUCCACGUCGCGCGUCGCAGCCAUGAGUGUGAUUCUUUGUACAGGUAUGUCACCAUCCCGCAUUUUGAUAAAUAUCUAUCAAUGCAGCUAACUGGCUGUCUGUGCUGGGUUUAGCGGGAUAUGACCAUAUUAUCCGGUAUGUCCAGCGGGUGUUGAACUAUCUUAACCUUGAGACCGCGUAACUGACUUAAUUCUAGAUUUUGGGAGGCCCUAUCAGGCAUAUGUUCCCGCACCAUCCAGCACCCAGAGUCCCAGGUCAACCGGCUAUGCAUCACCCCAGAUAAACGCUUUGUUGCCGCCGCGGGCAGGCAUCGAGUGUACCUUUACGAUAUCCGAUCUACAAACCCAAACCCAGUGAUGAAGUUUGAUGGACAUACAAAUAAUAUCACUGGCGUCGCAUUCCACUGUGAAGGAAAAUGGAUGGUGACCAGCUCCGAGGACUGCACGGUGAAGGUGUGGGAUGUUAGGUCUGGGACACUACAGAGGAAUUAUACUCACAAAGCCCCUGUGAACGAUGUGGUUAUUCAUCCCAACCAAGGUGAAUUGAUUAGCGGAGAUGGCUCUGGCUUUAUCCGGGUCUGGGAUCUGGGAGAAAGCAGAUGUACCCACCAAUUGAUACCCGAGGAAGAUGUGUCUGUGGCUAGUGUUAGCGUUGCCAGUGAUGGAUCUUUACUGUGUGCUGGAAAUAACAAGGGAAACGUAUACCUCUGGAGAAUGUUGCAGAAUCAAGAUGAAACAAGCAUUGUCCCCGUUGCGACUUUCCAAGCGCAUAAGGACUAUCUGACUAGAGUACUACUCUCGCCAGACGUCAAGCAUUUGGCAACCUGCUCAGCAGAUCAUACAGCCAAGGUUUGGUCCUUAGAUCCAGAAUAUGGGCCAGCAAAAAUGGCCGCUGCCGCCAGGGAGAAGGCAGCCAAGGAAGCCGCCCAAAAAACUCCUGGACCCGCCUCCGCUGCUACUUCUGUUACUGCUUCUCCAAACGGACAAAAAGGUGAAGCCAUAAAGACACCGCCCAAGACCCGAACAGAAUGGAAUGGAAAGGGGUCUCCAGCCAGCGGUUCAAUCAUCGCAUCUGGCGGAAGUACAGAAAUAUCUGCCUCGGAACUUACCCAGAAUGAUAGCUUUGUUUCGGAUCAGCCAUUUUCUUCUUUUCUUGAUGGACCACCUAUGGACCACACCACAAAUACGCUUUUCCUGGAAACUACAUUAGCCAGUCAUCAAAGAUGGGUAUGGGACUGUGCUUUCUCGGCUGACUCUGCAUACCUGGUUACAGUGUCUAGUGAUCAUUGUGCACGUCUAUGGGAGCUUUCGUCAGGGCAGAUCAUCCGGCAGUAUCAAGGCCAUCAUCGUGGCGCGGUCUGCGUUGCCCUGAAUGAUUACUCCGAGCCGCGGUAG
Messenger RNA from Trichophyton rubrum CBS 118892, 4794 nucleotides. RefSeq lists its product as uncharacterized. The transcript has 2 exons. Gene Ontology annotation, molecular function: protein binding. Gene Ontology annotation, biological process: TOR signaling; regulation of actin cytoskeleton organization. The coding region runs from base 3757 to 4794 and encodes 345 amino acids. The record is from RefSeq and is a predicted model, not a curated record. Gene Ontology annotation, cellular component: TORC2 complex; TORC1 complex. NCBI's taxonomy places the organism in Eukaryota, Fungi, Ascomycota, Eurotiomycetes, Onygenales, Arthrodermataceae.